This is a messenger RNA of Rodentolepis nana, 1923 nucleotides long. Lineage: Eukaryota; Metazoa; Platyhelminthes; Cestoda; Cyclophyllidea; Hymenolepididae. The record is from the annotation of a GenBank genome assembly.
AUGUUCUUUGGAGUUCUUUAUCCACCACUUGCAAUAAAUGCAGCUCUACAGUUUAAACAGAUUUUCAAAUAUGGAAUUCUUCCUGCAACUGUUGUUUUCGGACUUAUCGGUUCAUUCUUUAACUUCAUCAUUACUGCUUUGAGCCUGUGGCUUGUCCACGAGUUUGGUCUUAUGGGAAUGAAAGACCAUAAUGUUAAACCAAUCGCUUUUGCUCUAUUUUCGAGUCUUAUUUGUUCCACCGAUCUUGUUAUUGUCUUUGGUCUUCUUGGAAAGUUAAAAGUUCAUCCAUUUCUUUAUCUCCUCUUUGUUGGUGAGUCUUUAGUUAAUGAUGGAGUGUCUUUAAGCUUAUUUGGAAUGACCAAUAAUGCAGCAAACUCGCAUAUCGAUUGCGUCGAAAACCUGGGCGUCUUGCCAUGGCUCUGUCUUGUUCUCUUCUCAUUUUCUCUUCAGUUAAUGUUUUCAAUAAUAACGGGACUUAUUUUUGGCUGUAUAUCAAGCAUUGUGACCAGAUGGACAACACAUGAAACGACACUGGAGCCUGUUAUAGUUUUCUGUCUUUGCUAUACCGGUUACAUAAUUACUUAUAUUUGUUCCUGGCCGGCCACAUUUUAUCUUAUUUUCUUCUGCACCAUCCUUUCUUCAUUCACAUUUCAAAAUAUUUCCCAUAAAUCCGUAAUUACGAUCCAACAUUUUGCUCAAAUGACUGGUGCAGUUGCUGAUUCAUUAAUUUUUCUCUAUGUCGGCUUUUCUAUAGCAACCCAUGAGAUUGUCUGGCAUACAGGAUUUAUCGUCUGGACAACAUUUUUCAGCAUAUUCUGGAGGUUUGUCUUCAUUUUCAUAGCCUCAUUUCUUAACAAUUAUUUCCUCUGGACAAGGCAGAAAAUCUCCAUAGGAAUGAUGUUCUUCAUAUCCUAUGGCGGAUUCAAAGGUAGUGUCGCUCACGCCCUGGUUGAGAUAAUCUCUCCAAAAACUGCUCUAGCUAUAGGAAUCCCCUUGUCAAUCCUACGAUGCACCGUAGUGUUCAUUAAUCUCUUCUACGUUCUCUUUAUUGGACUCACAAUGACGCCUCUACUGAGAAUUUACGAGUUUCUCUCAUCGGAGACUGGGAAAUUGAGUCUGUUUGAGACACUUAAUGAUCGAGUCAUUCAGUCGGCAUGCAACGCAAUAGCCGAUGUGGUGGGACAUAAUCAUGGAAUAAUGAGAACAGCGUUUGUCAAGUUUUAUAAAAGGUACCUUCGUCCGCUUUUGCUUCGUGACCCCCGAGAGCACAAUGAAAUCACAGACGUUUAUGCAGACAUUGCUCUUGCCCUUCACCACGCUUCCGUUGCCAAAGAUCGUCACUCGGUCCACUUUCAUCUCCGUCGUUUACGUCCACAAUUGAAGAAAGCCUUCUACUAUCAACAACAGAACUCCAUUCCACAUAAUGAGACUGGCCGCCUUCUAAAACCGUUGCAUAAUGUACACUUACACCACAUUCAACUUAUCACCGAUUCAGGCUUGGAUUCAAACCACCACCAACAACAUGACCACUCAUCUGAAGCACCCAAAGAUAGUAUGAUUUCUGAUUCCAGCCCGGAAGUUGUGCACAAUAUUGAAAGUAAUUUAUUUCCAAAAAGUGAGAAUUGGGAACCAAGCCAUUCAAUAACAACCGUACCGAGAAGGAGGAAGAGAAAUUGCUGUGGAUAUGAUUUGGUAUCUUCAGAUUCAGAUUCCGCUUCCUUGGACGACUUGGCAGAGGAUUGUGUGAAAUCAUCUUCAUCUUCUAGUGAACGUCGACGCCACGAUAAAGAUGAUGGACUAUUCCGAGAGCUUCUUUCAAGGCAUAAUCAACACACGUAUGCGUUCGACGAGAGCGCUUUUGCUGAACAGGUUCAGGCCUCCAUCCAAAGCAAACAUCGUGCACUUAAACUACACCAUUUCUGA